AUGCAGUUCAUCACUUCGCUCCUUGCUCUCGGCACCGUUGCCUCUGCCGCCGUUCUUCCCAUUGUUCCUAACCUCCCCACCGAGGAGGCUUCUAUCACCGACCUCUAUGCUCGCAAGCUGAACGGAACCGCUGUCGACUCCCUCUCCUUCAAGCUGAGCAUCGACGGCAAGGCUCCCUUCGACUGCUCGUCCAGCACUUUCGGCUUCGGCCAGUGCAACACCACCGACGCCUACUACGGCUUCGGACUCCAGAACAACGGCUCCUCCACCUUCACCAUCGCCAUCUCCAAGGUUUCCGAGGACGGCUACAGCAUCUGGGGCCAGGGUGCGGUCCCCACUUACUGCCACGCCGGUGGCGCUGGCCCCAAGGACUUUGUCUGCUCCCAGGUCAACAACGCCACCAACUUCAAGCUGUCUUUCGGUGGUUCCGCUUAA
Lasiodiplodia theobromae is the source of this 435-nucleotide messenger RNA. RefSeq names its product Major allergen Alt. The record is from RefSeq and is a predicted model, not a curated record. The transcript has 2 exons. Bases 1 to 435 code for a protein of 144 amino acids. Lineage: Eukaryota; Fungi; Ascomycota; Dothideomycetes; Botryosphaeriales; Botryosphaeriaceae.